Talaromyces rugulosus is the source of this 1959-nucleotide messenger RNA. RefSeq lists its product as uncharacterized. The record is from RefSeq and is a predicted model, not a curated record. Gene Ontology annotation, cellular component: nucleus. Lineage: Eukaryota; Fungi; Ascomycota; Eurotiomycetes; Eurotiales; Trichocomaceae. The coding region runs from base 1 to 1959 and encodes 652 amino acids. The transcript has a single exon. Gene Ontology annotation, molecular function: DNA binding; DNA-binding transcription factor activity, RNA polymerase II-specific; zinc ion binding. Gene Ontology annotation, biological process: regulation of DNA-templated transcription; DNA-templated transcription.
AUGGCAUCGUCAUCAUCGUCGUCGUUAUCACGGAGACUACCAGUCAGCUGCGAGAACUGUCGACGGCGGAAAAUCCGCUGUUCGGGCGUAGACGACCGGGCUCCUUGUGAGACCUGUGUUCGUCGCGGAUAUGCAACAACUUGCACAUUCAAACGCGAGUCUCUCCCACGCACAAUUGCUCAGAAUAGUGAGCUUUUGAAGCAUAUCUCCGACCUCAAUGCACUUCUCAAACGAAAUAUAAGCAUCACACAGACUUCGCUUGAGCAAGGACGAGACACGCUAUCUCCACUUUCUGUCCAGGCAGAACCAACUGAAAAGGAUGACACACAGGAUGAUACCAGCAUCAAAGUUUCUCCUACCGGUAGACUGUUGACUUCGACUUCUAAACAUGUGCGAUGUAUUCCAUAUAACCGAGUGGGAGACGGGGUCGUGCUCGAAUUAAUGCAGGAGCCGACGUGUAGCCCCCUUGCUGGUUUUGCUUUCUCUCCUGCUCAACAGGACCUGCUUGGCUCUCUGCCUGCAUUCGAGAAUUGCGACAAAUUAAAAGAAAUAUUCCUGAAUGUGUUUUCUCCACUAUUCCAUAUCCUCCAUGAACCUACAUUCGAAGCCAAAUAUCGCGAUUUCAGACGAGCACCCCAGUCAACGCCAAUCUCAUUCCUCGCUUUGCUGUUCGUGAUAUUCUCUCUCGCCAUCACCUCAUUGGAUGAACAUAACCCUUUGGUCACCGAGAUCGGGCAAGGAACUGCUUUAGGUGCCAUUAAUGCACGAGGUCUAGCAUCCCACUAUCGAUCAGCUGCCAUGAGAUGUCUAUUUGCGGAUGAUUUUCUGAGCCAGCACAAUCUCUGUACUCUUCAGUCUCUGGUCCUUUUAGUUUACGCCAUGAGUCACGCAGGCGGGUCAAUUUGGUCCCUCCUAGGAUCCGCUUUGCACAUUGCUAUAGCGAUUGGAUGUUCGGUGGAUCCGGCGAAAUUAGGUGUAGGUAUUAUUGAGGCGGAGGAGCGUCGACGUUGCUGGGCUGGACUCAUGAUGCUGUAUACGAUUCAGAGUACAAAUUUUGGUAAUAUCAUGCCGUUCAGUGUACGCGCAGAUGUUCUCCUUCCUGCUAAUGUGAAUGACGAAGAAUUGCUGGAUGCAACCAGUGGUUCCUUACAACCGAAACAGCAACAAAAACUGACCCAAAUGUCUUAUAUUCUCUCCAAAUUCAAAUUGUACAAUCUUGCAUUUGAUAUAUGCCGCCUUUCUUCCUCUACCCCCUUUCCAUCUCGACAAUUGGUAAUGAAGUUGGACGAACAGUUAGCUGUGGAAGUGAAGAAACACAUGGCUCUCUUCGAAGAUGUGCCGAGUCUACCCUUCUAUCAUGUUGCCCAUUUCUACAUCGUCAACAAUUACACUCAUCAUCUUUCACUUCUCUUGCAUCGGCCUUAUCUAGGCACAAUUGAAUCUGCCUCUCCACUCGAGCCUACUCAAGCACACAUUCACGAAAGCCGCCAACGGUGCAAUGAUUCCGCCAUGAAAAUACUCUCCAACUUUGAGAGUUUCCAUCACAACCCUCAUCUGAAGCCUUACCGCUGGUAUAUAUAUGGUUUUGGUUCUUUCCAAGCUUUUCUCGCCAUGACCACCCUGCUAGUUAUCAUGGCCAAGGGCAAUAUCUCUCCUACAUCAAAGUUAGCCAUUCAAACAGCAGUCAACGCAUGUAUGAAUAUCUUCAGGGAGAAUUCAAGCGUGAAUGAGACGUGUGCUAAAGCAUUGGCUGUUUUGGAACAAUGUUUACAGACCCAGAUGGCAGCAGGGUUUGAGCAGAAUUCUCUUGGAGAGUCCCUUUUUGCAAUGCCUCCAACCCCUUCGCCAGAUGACACAUUUUCAAAUAUCUGCGGUUCAUUUCCACAGUUGGAAACUAUCAUUAGAGAUAUACCCUCGGAGAAUUGGCUACUGCCUUCUGGAUUUCCUUGGGCUGAGUGA